GAUGUCAGGACUCAGCAUGAAAGGUUUUUUAAGGGGAUCCAGUGGGAUCCACGCACUGAAAGCCAAGACAACGUGUAUCGGACGGAUGGAGGAUUCGGACCUGUGUUUCAAGAACGGGGGAAUGGAGGAUCGUCACGCCCUGAUCGAGCUGAGCGAUUCGGAGAACUGCUUUGUUCUACGGGAUCUGAACUCUGUCAAUGGGACGUUUGUCAACGACUGUCGUAUCCAGAACGCGGCUGUGCGCCUGGCCCCGGGGGACGCACUACGCUUCGGGUUCGGGGGCGAUACCUACGAGCUAGUUCUGGACAACGUCCCCUCGGUGCUUUGCCCUCCAGUGAGCCAGCGAUCGGCGUGGCCGGGUCACCUCCAGCUCAUCGAGUCGCGCUCUCCCCCGCUGGCGGCGGCGCCGUUUCCAGCGCUCUCCACGCUGAGCUCAGCCAGCGCGCUGGGUGGGUUGGUGCACGGAGGGGGUGCCACCGUUCCCCACCCCCCCCUGAGGAAGCGUGCGGCCAGCGCCGGCAGCAGGCGGGUGGUCACCGCCUACAGCACCGACCCGGGCAGUAGCCCCCUCGCACGAGUUUCACUCUUCUUGUCCUAG
Messenger RNA from Amblyraja radiata (thorny skate), 598 nucleotides. RefSeq names its product forkhead-associated domain-containing protein 1-like. The transcript has 4 exons. Gene Ontology annotation, molecular function: protein binding. NCBI's taxonomy places the organism in Eukaryota, Metazoa, Chordata, Chondrichthyes, Rajiformes, Rajidae. Bases 2 to 598 code for a protein of 198 amino acids. The record is from RefSeq and is a predicted model, not a curated record.